Onthophagus taurus is the source of this 1191-nucleotide messenger RNA. It is a transcript of the gene ReepB, whose product is annotated as Receptor expression enhancing protein B. The record is from RefSeq and is a predicted model, not a curated record. Lineage: Eukaryota; Metazoa; Arthropoda; Insecta; Coleoptera; Scarabaeidae.
AAAAAAGUUUUAUGUUGUAAUCCUUCAAUUUGUUAUCUAACCUUAAAUCCGUAAAGCAUCUGCUGCCUUGAUACGAAGCCGCUUUUGUUUCUUAAGGUCACGUCAAAAACGUUAAUAUUUUCAAAAAAAAUAUGGCAGCAAAAAUCGUCGAAAUUAAGGACAGUUUAAAUAAAUCCCUUCGUGACGGGAGCAAACCCUGGACCUUUCUUUUGGACAUGAUGGAGAGCAAAACUGGUGUUGACCGCAUGUAUAUUUUCGUCGCCGCAGUGGGGAUCACAACAAUUUGGUUAAUUUUUGGUUUUGCUGCCCAAUUGGUUUGUAAUUGUAUCGGUUUCAUUUAUCCUGCCUAUGUUUCGAUACACGCCAUAGAAUCCCACAAUAAAGAUGACGACACAAAGUGGCUUACCUAUUGGGUUAUUUUCGCUUUCUUUUCCAUUUUGGAAUUUUUUGCCGACACAAUUGUUGGCUGGUUUCCACUUUAUUGGUUGGCAAAGUGUAGUGUGAUGGUUUGGUUAAUGAUUCCAACUGAAUUUAACGGAUCUAUUAUUUUAUACAAUAGAAUCGUUAGACCGUACUUUUUAAAACAUCACGCUGCUGUGGAUCAACUUUUGGAUAAAGCGAAACAAGCUUUUGACAAAAAGGAUUAAAAACCUCACACAUCAAACCAUUUCACCAAAAAAUAAUAAAUACCAAGAUGACGCGUUCGAUUUUUUUUAUUACUCUUUUUUUAGUGUUAAUUACUGUUCCGUAUUAGCGUUAAGGUUCACGUUGGAAGAUGGGUUGUUGUCGUUUUUACAGGUAGUUUUAGGUUAAAAUCGUUUUGUUAUAAGUAAUUUUCUGUGGUCAUGUUAACUGUAUUUCGCUUUUAUUUCAUUAUUAAAUUGGUUAGUUUAGUUAUUUAUUGCUUAAAAAUGAAGUAAAUCACUUGUAAUGCACUUAUAUAGCACUUAUCUUAUAUACUUUUCGAAGGAUUUUUUAAAUCAAAUUUUGUGAUUAUAUUUUUCAAUCUUACUUUUUUUUAAAUACACUAUCUUAAACAAUUUUAGCUUCAUAUUAUACGUAGUGAGAUUAGAAACGUGUUAUAUUUAAAUUAGCUUUUUCUCUAAGAUAUACAAUUUCGAUGAUAUACGAAAAAAGCUUAUUUUGUGAAAAAGAUUGUAUUGGAAACAAUUAAACCAAAAAAAAACGAUA